This is a messenger RNA of Drosophila innubila, 1008 nucleotides long. RefSeq names its product microfibril-associated glycoprotein 4. Bases 22 to 921 code for a protein of 299 amino acids. NCBI's taxonomy places the organism in Eukaryota, Metazoa, Arthropoda, Insecta, Diptera, Drosophilidae. The record is from RefSeq and is a predicted model, not a curated record. The transcript has 5 exons.
AUAGGUGGAAAGCUCAUUAGCAUGAAUUUACAAAAAUUUGCCAAUUCAUUGUGCAUUAUGUGGAUCCUUUUGAUUCAAGUGGAGGGUGAAGAUAUGGUCAGGCAACUGGAAGAAUUGCAGGAUACAGCAGAAAAGCUACUUACAAGCCUGAAGAAUCAACUGGAACGAACAAAUGAUAAUGAUUUGAAUUCUUCUAAAGAAAAUCGAAGCUAUCCCUCAUCAUGUUUAACGUCCUUCUUUAACGCAAGCGGAGUUUAUAGGAUAAAAGUGCCGGGAAUGGCUCCCUUUCAAGUGUCCUGUGAUAAUUGCAUUGCCGGAUUUGGAUGGUUGGUCAUACAACGACGUCUGAACGGAAGCUUAAACUUCUAUCGCAGUUGGAACGAGUACAAGGAGGGAUUCGGGGAUCUGAGCGGUGAGUUCUUCAUAGGAUUGGAGAAACUACGUGCCAUUACAGCUCUGGAACCCUUCGAACUGUACAUUGCCCUUGAGGACUUUGAUGGGGAGAAACGUUAUGCGAAAUUUGAUGAAUUUGCCAUUGGCAGCGAAGAAGAUGAUUAUGCACUCAAUGUCCUGGGUGUAUAUUCGGGGAAUGCGGGAGAUUCACUGAGAAGUCAUCGCAAAAUGAAGUUCUCCACAUACGAUCGGGAUAAUGAUCGUGAAUUUGCCAGAAACUGUGCGUUUCUCCAUGUCGGUGCCUGGUGGUACAACAGUUGUGUAGACAGCAAUCUGAAUGGACAAUAUAUUGAUGGGGGUAAAUACGAGGAGAAGCUCUUCGCUCGGGGCAUGUGCUGGAGAGCCUGGCGUGGUCACAACUAUGGCUAUAAGAUAACCCAAAUGAUGAUCAGACCCAAGUGCCGACAUUUUCCAGCUACCCUAAAGACGCACAGCAAUUCUACAGCAGAAAUAUGUGAAUCAUUUUAAGAUUCGUAAUUUGUAUGCAUUAUUCAUUUUCGUUCAUUGAAGAAUUAAAGAAUAUUAUAUAAAACUUGACUAUAUAUACUCGAUUAA